This is a messenger RNA of Hypanus sabinus (Atlantic stingray), 2200 nucleotides long. Its product is annotated as gastrula zinc finger protein XlCGF57.1-like. The transcript has 3 exons. Gene Ontology annotation, molecular function: RNA polymerase II cis-regulatory region sequence-specific DNA binding; DNA-binding transcription activator activity, RNA polymerase II-specific. Gene Ontology annotation, cellular component: nucleus. The record is from RefSeq and is a predicted model, not a curated record. NCBI's taxonomy places the organism in Eukaryota, Metazoa, Chordata, Chondrichthyes, Myliobatiformes, Dasyatidae. The coding region runs from base 1 to 1320 and encodes 439 amino acids. Gene Ontology annotation, biological process: regulation of transcription by RNA polymerase II.
AUGUCGGUUCCAGGAUCCAGAGGGAUCCAAUUGACCACCCUUCCUGCUCAGACUGUGGGGAGGGAUCCUCUCGGUCAUUUGACCAACUGGCUCGCCUGUAAUUUACACAGGAGAAAGGCCUUUCACCUGCUCAGACAGUGGGAAUGGAUUCACCCGGUCAUCGCAACUGAAGGUACAUCAGCAAGUUCACACUGGACAAGGCCAUUCACCUGUUCUGUGUGUGAGAAGGGAUUCAGUCGGUCUUCCCACCUGUGGACACACCAAUCAGUUCACACCACACCGGGCAGAGGCUGGUCAACUGCUGAAUUUCUGGGAAAAGGAUUCACUCAGUCAUCUGACCUGAUGGCUCACCAGCGAGUUCACACUGGGGAGAAGCCGUUCACCUGCUCAGAGUGUGGGAAAGGAUUUACACAGUCAUCUACCCUACUGGUACAUCAGCGAGUUCACACUGGAGAGAAGCCGUUCACCUGCUCAGUCUGUGAGAAGGGAUUCACUCAGUUAGCUACCCUACAGAGACACCAGCGAGUUCGCCCAGCGGAGAAGCCAUUCACCUGUUCAGAAUGUGGGAAGAGAUUUACUCAGUCAUCCCACCUACAGAGUCAUCAGCGAGUUCACACUGGGGAGAAGCCGUUCACCUGCUCAGUCUGUGAGAAGGGAUUCACUCAGUUAGCUACCCUACAGAGACACCAGCGAGUUCACACUGGGGAGAAGCUGUUCACCUGCUCAGUCUGUGAGAAGGGAUUCACUCAGUUAGCUACCCUACAGAGUCACCAGCGAGUUCACACUGGGGAGAAGCCGUUCACCUGUUCAGAAUGUGGGAAGAGAUUUAAUCAGUCAUCUAACCUACUGGUACACCAGCGAGUUCACACUGGGGAGAAGCCGUUCACCUGCUCAGAGUGUGGGAAAGGAUUUACACAGUCAUCUGCCCUACUGGUACAUCAGCGAGUUCACACUGGGGAGAAGCCGUUCACCUGUUCAGUCUGUGAGAAGGGAUUCACUCAGUUAGCUACCCUACUGAAACACCAGCGAGUUCACACUGGGGAGAAGCCGUUCACCUGCUCAGUCUGUGGGAAGGGAUUCUCUGACUCUUCCACCCUUCUGAUUCAUCAGCGAGUUCACACUGGGGAGAGGCCGUUCAGCUGCUCCGAAUGUGGGAAGGGAUUCACUCAGUCAUCCCACCUACGGAGUCACCAGCGAGUUCACUCCGAGGCGAAGCCAUUCACCUGCUCAAUUUGUGGAAAGGGAUUCACUCAGUCAUCUACCCUGCUGGUACAUCAGCAAGUUCACACUGGGGAGAAGCCGUUCACCUGCUCAGUCUGAGGGAAGGGAUUCACUAAUUUAUCCAGCCUUCAGAGACAUCAGCGAGUUCACACUAGAGAAAGGCCAUUCACCUGCUGAGAAUGUGGGAAAGGAUUCACUCAGUCAUCCCACCUACUGGCACACCAUCAGUUCACAAUGGGGAGUGGCCAUUGUUAUGAAUCUCUAGGUUUUGUUUGCUGUGGAGAGAGAGAGAGAGAGAGAGAGAGAUUAAGAAGGCAAAUGUGUCUGACUUGCAGCUUGUUUACAUCGCGUGCAGCUUGUUUAGUUUUAACCGAGGACACAGACAGAUAGAGACAAAGGAGGAAAAAUGGAAGAAUUGAAACCAGGGAACUAGUGGCCAAGGGUCACUGUUUGGAACCUUCCUUCGCCCACAAGGGUGGACAAAUUAUCGAUUCACCAUACAUCGAAUGUGUGGUUGUCAUCUCAUUUGAUCCAUAGCAGAGGAUCUGAUUUGGGGUAUCCUGUGGAGACCACUUAUGUGUUAACCCUUGCCUGGCUGUGGUGUGGUAGUUCACUUGAAGAUGAUACCCCUUAUGACAAGUCACUUCGGGUGAUAAUUAGUAUGUGGAUUUGGAAGGAUGACAGAUAAAAUCUACAGCGACUGUUGGUCUCGUUUUACCACCAUGGAACCUGUGGAAUAUGACAUAAUGGCCUUCUCUCAACAUUUACCCUGGAUUACAAAUAUCUCUCUCUCAUCACUUAUUCUGUAGUUGAACUGAACUUUCAUACUUUACCAUCUCAAGACUCCAAGCCUUGUUUCCCCCGAGCUCAAUAGUUUGGGAGUUUUAUUUCUACAGAUUUAUACACAUAACACUCAUGAGGAAAUCUGUAGAUGCUGGAAAUUCAAACAACACACACAAAAUGCUUGUGGAACCCAGCA